Anopheles darlingi is the source of this 3197-nucleotide messenger RNA. It is a transcript of the gene Gclc, whose product is annotated as glutamate--cysteine ligase. The record is from RefSeq and is a predicted model, not a curated record. The transcript is spliced from 5 exons. Gene Ontology annotation, cellular component: glutamate-cysteine ligase complex. Gene Ontology annotation, molecular function: glutamate-cysteine ligase activity. NCBI's taxonomy places the organism in Eukaryota, Metazoa, Arthropoda, Insecta, Diptera, Culicidae. Gene Ontology annotation, biological process: glutathione biosynthetic process. The coding region runs from base 317 to 2263 and encodes 648 amino acids.
ACACGCGCCUCGCUGUGCGGAGAAUCACGUUUAUCUUCCGGUUUUAUUUUUUGUUCUUUGCUCCACCGGGGUUGUGUCAUCAUCGACCCCCUACUGCUGUCGAAUCGGGAAAACGGACAAAAAUACAGUAAAGUAAAAUUGUGCAAUCGUUGAAACCGUGCGUCGUCCGAGUUAUCUCGGUCAUCCGCCUGUUCAGUGGAGUGUUCUGCAUUUCGAUUAGUGGCUAAAGUAAACGCUACUUCCAGAUAGGAGGCUAACCUACUAGCUCUCGACCAUUGGCGAUCAGUAACCAAAAGAAGAAAGCACAGACUUCGAGAUGGGUUUGCUGAGUGAAGGAAGUCCUCUGACUUGGGACGAAACCAAGGCGCUGGCGCAACAUGUUCGCGAGCAUGGCAUCGAGCAGUUCAUUAAUCUAUACGCACGACUAAGAGAUCGCCAAGGCGAUGUGCUUAAAUGGGGAGAUGAGGUGGAAUACAUUAUUGUGCGAUUCGAUGACGAGCGCCGCUCAGUACAGGUGUCUCUGCGGGCUCCGGAAAUUCUCGCCAAGCUGAAUGAAAAAGAAGCUGCCGAUCCGCAAGGCGUCAAAUCUCUGUGGCGUCCUGAGUAUGGUGCGUACAUGGUCGAAGGCACUCCAGGCAAACCCUACGGCGGAUUGUUGGCCCAUUUCAACGUAGUUGAGGCGAAUAUGCGCUACCGACGUAUGGAAGUGGCCGCACUGCUGCCCGAGAACGAAAUGGUUAUGUCGAUCACCAGCUUUCCCCGUCUCGGAUGUCCUGGUUUCACGUACCCACUCGCUGUCCCGACACCGGACGAUGAGACAUGUGCGGCGCGCUCCAAUUUCUUUCCCGACGAAGCCAUCUUCCCCGGGCAUCCCCGAUUCAAGACCCUGACGCGCAACAUACGGCAGCGACGGGGCGAGAAGGUGUCGAUCAACUUGCCGAUCUUUCCGGACAAGAACACCAAGUCGCCGGUGGAAGGUAGCAUCCCGGCCCUGCCUAAUCACGUGCACAUGGAUGCGAUGGGAUUCGGAAUGGGUUGCUGCUGUUUACAGCUCACGUUCCAGGCGUGUAAUAUUAGUGAGGCACGCACGCUGUACGAUCAGCUGACACCGAUGUGUCCGAUCAUGCUAGCCCUCACGGCCGCCAGUCCCGUCUAUCGGGGCCAUUUGACCGAUGUGGACUGUCGAUGGAAUGUGAUCUCGGCAUCGGUAGAUUGCCGCACGAAAGAGGAACGCGGAGAGUUACCUCUGAAGAACGAUCGCUUCCGGAUCUACAAAUCACGUUACGAUUCUAUCGAUUCGUACCUUUCGCCUGCCGGUGAAAAAUACAACGAUGUGCCUUUGGUGUUGGAUGAAGCGUUGUACAAGCGGCUGCGCGAAGGAGAUAUCGACCAUCUGUUGGCGCAGCAUAUUGCCCAUCUCUUCAUCCGCGACUCGGUCUCGCUGUUCAGUGAAAAGGUCCACCAGAACGAUCGCGAAGAUACCGAUCACUUCGAGAACAUUCAGUCCACGAACUGGCAGACGAUGCGCUUCAAACCACCACCACCUAACUCCUCGAUCGGGUGGCGCGUCGAGUUCCGACCGUGCGAAGCGCAGCUGACUGACUUCGAAAAUGCGGCGAUCGUGUGCUUUGUCGUACUGCUGACGCGCGUCAUUUUGUCUUAUCAGCUCGACUUCCUUAUCCCGAUCAGCAAGGUGGACGAGAACAUGCAAAACUCACAAAAGCGCGGUGCCGUGCUGACGGAGCGUUUUUGGUUUAAGAAAAACAUAACCGCCAUUCCGGGCGGUCUUGGUACAGCGCAGGACGAACGGCAGCCAAAGGAGGCCACGGCACAGCAGCAAAAUGGUACUAGUGGCGCCGAUGGAGACAACGAUGAGUACGAGCUUAUGACGAUCGAUCAGAUCAUUAACGGGAAGGGUACGUUCCCGGGGCUGGUACCACUGAUCAACAGCUACCUCGGAUCGAUGGAUGUGGAUGCCGAUACGCACUGUACCAUACAGCAGUACCUGAAGCUGAUUCAGAAGCGUGCCUCCGGAGAACUCCUUACAACGGCUAGCUGGAUACGGAAGGAGGUGGUGACCCAUCCCGAGUACAAAAGCGAUUCCAUCGUUAGUGAAGGCAUCUGCUACGAUUUGUUGCGCAAAGCCAAGGACAUCCAGGACGGUGUGCUAGCUUGUCCGGAGCUACUAGGCAACAACAUCAGCUCCAAAACCACCGACAGCAUUCCGGUUGCCAUCGAGAAGCACCUCACGAAGCACUGCUAGGACCGAAAGUGGGAGCGAGCGCAUUACGCGCACGCACGUUGUGCACGGGUAUUCGCUCUUUGCGGAACAGCCACAGCCUCUUUAAGCGGGACUAAUAGACGGUGAUCAGCCGACGGCAUUUUUAUUGAAAUAUUGAUCAUUCGCAACUACUGCAAUGUGUUUAUUAGCUACCUGGCAAACUGCUGUGUUUGCCCAUGUUUUAUCGCUUGUAUGUUAGGGAUUAGGGAUCCGCUUUAGAUCCGAUUGUAGAUCGUUUCGUUUACGGGCCGUGAGAUAAAUGAGAGCCGUCGGUUGGUUUAUCUUUGUCGCUCUCUCAACGAAAGUUACUUGUUUUGAGGUAGAGUGUAUAGAGGUAAAUCAAUUUCUUACGUUUGUUAAAGAUUAGUGUGUUAAUGAAGCUGACCACUCGUGGGCCUCUGUACCAUCUUUGUUUUUGCAAUCAUAUACUACAGUUAGUCUCAUAAAUGCGUAUCGUUUUACGAUUGCUUUUUUUUAGUUUUUUCCAUAAAAAUCCUGGAAAAUCAACUCAACCCCGUUAGAGGCACAAACACGCGCACUAUUGUAAUCGCGGGCGUAUAAUAUUCGUUAAUUAUUUUAUAUUCUUCAUUCAUUCGGGUGGCAUCAGCAUUUUCAAACUACAGCCUCACGUGGCGAAUACGAUAAAUCAGUUCCGAUGCUUUAAAGCCUACUGCGUUAAGCGCAUUUUCAUGCAGUUCCUGCAAAAGAACCUAGAGACCUGAACUACUAGACAGCACGAAAGGUUGAGUAUUUGUUGAACAAACCGCAGGGGCAACACAAAAUCCCCCUUCAGUUAAACCGUCAACUCAAAUCUUGUCACAAUCUGGCCAGGCCCUCUAAAAACACCUACACACACGAGACUAUAGUUAUUCAUUCAUAAAGAAAUAAUUUGUUAUACAAGAAAAAAAAUAUAUAG